AUGUCCCAAGAUCCCUACACGCCACCCCCCCUCCCCAAACCCUUCACAAACACAACCCCACCACCAACCCUCCUCACCCAAGGCGCCGAAGCCCACCUCUACAAAACAAUCCACCUAAAUACCAACACGCCCGCAGCACUGAAAAUCCGACCCUCGAAACCCUACCGCCACCCCAUCCUCGACCGCCGAUUGACCCGCCAGCGCAUCCUCCAGGAAGCGCGGUGUCUGGUGAAGCUCGUUCGGGAGGGCGUUAAUGUGCCCGCGGUGCUGGCGUUGGAUUGGGAAGGACAAGGUGGGGAGAAUGGGAAUGGGGGCGCGUGGUUGCUUAUGGAGUGGAUCGAGGGGUUGGUUGUGAGGGUUGUUUUUGAGAGGUGGGAGGCGUUUAUCAAGGCUUCUGGGGGUUCGUUGGGCGAGAAGGAGCUACGGAGGGAGGAGGAGAAGGUUAGGGGGUUGAUGAGGGGGAUUGGGGGUGUUGUUGGGGGGUUGCAUAAGGCUGGGGUUAUUCAUGGGGAUCUGACGACGAGUAAUUUAAUUCUGAGGACGGGAGAUGUUGAUAUCAAAGAUGGGGAGAGUCCGGCUAUGGUGGGGGAUGUGGUUUUGAUUGAUUUUGGGUUGGCAGGGCAGAGUUCUUCUGAGGAGGAUCGGGCGGUGGAUUUGUAUGUGCUUGAGAGGGCUUUUGGGAGUACGCAUCCCCAGGCGGAGAAGUUCUUUGAGGAGGUGCUGGAGGGGUAUAAGGAUAGUUAUAAGGGGGCUGCGGUUACGUUAAAGAGGUUGCAGGAUGUUAGGAUGAGAGGGCGCAAGAGGAGCAUGAUUGGGUGA
Molecule: messenger RNA, 819 nt
Organism: Aspergillus oryzae RIB40
Lineage: Eukaryota; Fungi; Ascomycota; Eurotiomycetes; Eurotiales; Aspergillaceae
Gene: bud32
Product: serine/threonine protein kinase BUD32
Exons: 1
Coding region: 1-819 (272 amino acids)
Biological process (GO): protein phosphorylation
Cellular component (GO): EKC/KEOPS complex; cytosol; nucleus
Molecular function (GO): protein serine/threonine kinase activity; ATP binding
Source: RefSeq, a predicted model, not a curated record